CCCGCGGCGGACGCGGUCGGCACGGCAGAUUUAGGUUCACCCGUGUUCGCGGUCGCCGCCGGUGCCCAGGCCCCGAUCCGGCUGCUGCCUACGCCGCGGGAGACGCAGCAGCAGGCGCCGCCGCCGGCGCAGAUCGCCAUGGUGGGAUUAACCAAGGCGGCGAAGAAUCAGCAGCUCUACCGGGCGACGUUUGACAACGACGACCGGAAAAGGGUCAAUUCGACCAAGAGGAAACUGAACAAGAAGAAGAGGGACGAUCUCAAAGCGCAGAUCGAGGCUGGUGACCCGGCCGCGGCGCUUAAGCGCGAGGCGAUUCGAGAUCAGCUCCGUCAACGAAAGACGAGAUCGCGGGAGCGCGCUAAAGAAAGACAGCAGCUCGAGCGCCAGGGCGCGGGAGCUUCACAGCAGCCUGAGGGAGCCUCAGACCAGGAUGCGCGCACCGUCCCCGCCCCCGUGCCGCCCCGAGAUGGACUCUCCGUGGCGGUGCGCGAACCUCAGCGAGUUUUCGGCGAUCUGGAGGCCAAGGUGUACGAUGGGGUCAAGGUGGACGAGGCAUGGGUCACGGCCGCGAGGUACAUGUUGGAAAAACAUGUCGUCACCACGGGUCAUAAUCGCGAGGUGGAGGGGAGGCGCACGCGGUACGCGUACGUCUACAAUAGGAAUUUGAAGCCCCAGUGGAACGGGCGCAAAGGCUGCGAACACAUCGAGAAGCUCAAAUUCCUGGAAAGGGUCCUCGCCAAACGCGCCACGAUGCACGUCGGCAACGUCGAGGUGGAGCUCGAGAUGAUGAUCGCCCGAGAGUACACGGGCGGACCGAGCGAGGAUGAAGUCGUCCAUAUACACACGGACAUGGUGUACGACGGGGAGAAGCCAGACCGCCGCGAGGUCGUAAGUGUCGUAUUCGUGUUGGAGGGUGGCUUCAAAGAGUCUGGGUACGAUGUGCGGAUCCACGGCGAGGAUGCCAAGGGGAAGAUAGAGCUUUACCCGCAACUGGAGACGGGGGAUCAGCUCUUCAUGGCUGGGGGGGAAUUCGGCGUCGCACACGACGUUGGGUUCUUCGGAAACCCUAGGCGGCAGGAGUGGAAGAAGAGGCUCACCAUCGUGGCGUUUUACGCGGUGGGAAGGAGGUCACUUACUCCGGGCUGAAUCCGCGGGCUCGGACGUUCGACGCCGCGGGGUUCAAUUCUCGGGCGCACUCAUUCGCUGACGUUACGAUAGAUGUGUCAUUCAUUUCAUCUGACUUUUUUCUCCUC
Molecule: messenger RNA, 1253 nt
Organism: Micromonas commoda
Lineage: Eukaryota; Viridiplantae; Chlorophyta; Mamiellophyceae; Mamiellales; Mamiellaceae
Exons: 1
Coding region: 139-1146 (335 amino acids)
Source: RefSeq, a predicted model, not a curated record